UGUCUAUAUAGGGUUUGCACUGAGGUAGGCAGUAUUGCUUUGUUUAAACAUGGUGGAACUAGGUGUACAAAAAAUAAUGAAGGCAGCAACACUAUCAAAAGCUUUGGUUAUUAGGAUCAACCUUGUUUUCAUUGCUUUCUUUCUAGUCAUCUAUGCUUCUCUUCUAUUGCAACCAUCUUCUUCUCUUUAUUUCCAAAAUGCAGCAUCUCUUGUUAGAUGCUCAUUUCGUGAGUGCCAUCACAAGUUGGGAAAAGGGGUGAAAAUGGAGAAAAUUUUGGAGCCAAUUAAGAAGAAUUUGACCAUGUUAGAGGUACCAAGUUUUGUUGAUGGAUUUGGUGGAGGGUUGAAGAUUGGGAUGGUGAACUUUGAAGGUGAUCAAGAUUUUAGCCAAUGGAGAAAACACGGUGAGACGAUCCCAGUCCAUUUCGAUCGAGUUCCCGAGGCUCUCAAAUGGCAAGACUUGUUCCCUGAAUGGAUUGAUGAAGAGGAAGAAUCUGAGGUACCAAAGUGUCCCGAGUUCCCAAUGCCAAAUUUCGAUAAGUACCCUAACAUGGACUUGAUAGUGGCUAAGCUACCAUGCAAGUACCCCAUUAAUGGAUGGUCUAGGGAUGUUUUUAGGCUCCAAGUUCAUCUAAUAACAGCAAAAAUGGCAGUCAAAAAUGGGAAGAAGAAGAAGAAGAGGAUCAAAGUGGUGUUCACGAGCAAAUGCAGGCCAAUGUUGGAGCUGUUUAGGUGCAAUGAUUUGGUGAAACAAGAAGGGGAUUGGUGGUACUACGAACCAGAUGUGGAGAAAUUAGAACAAAAAAUUGGAUUACCUGUUGGGUCAUGCAAGUUAGCUUUGCCAUUAUGGGGCCAAGGUAACCACGAAGAAUUCGAUGUGACCAAGAUAAAACAUACAACAACGAACCCCAAACGUGAAGCGUAUGCAACCGUACUACAUUCUUCGGAAUCCUACGUUUGUGGUGCAAUAACCCUAGCCCAAAGCCUCCUAAAAUCCGGCACCAACCGCGACUUAAUCCUCCUCCUCGACGACUCCAUCUCCGAACCGAAACGUCACGCUCUCGAAUUGGCCGGUUGGCGUCUCCGUUUCAUCAAAAGAAUCCGAAACCCUCGAGCCCAAAAACACACCUACAACGAAUACAACUAUAGCAAGUUCCGACUAUGGCAACUAACCGAUUACGAAAAAGUCAUCUUCAUCGAUGCUGACAUCACAGUGUUAAAAAACCUCGACCAUCUUUUCCAUUUCCCUCAAUUGACGGCCACCGGUAACGACGUUUGGUUAUUCAAUUCCGGCAUAAUGAUAAUCGAGCCAUCGAAUUGUACUUUCAAAGUUUUAAUGGACAAACGUGGCGAAAUCAUUUCGUAUAAUGGUGGUGAUCAAGGUUACCUUAACGAAGUGUUCGUAUGGUGGCACCGGUUGCCGAGGAGAGUGAAUUUUCUUAAGAACUUUUGGUCUAACACCACGGCGGAAACAAAGAUGAAGAACCAACUCUUUGCGGCGGAGCCACCCAAGCUUUAUUCCAUUCAUUACUUGGGGUUAAAGCCAUGGCUUUGUUAUAGGGAUUAUGACUGUAACUGGAACCGAGAGGAUCACCAUAUCUUUGCUAGUGAUGUAGCUCAUAGAAGAUGGUGGAAAUUUCACGACGCCAUGGAUGAAAAAUUGCAGAAGUUUUGUGGGUUAACGAAGAAAAGAAAAGCGCAAUUGGAUGCAGAUAGGAAGAAAGCUAAAGAAAUUGGGUUGAAAGAUAAGCAUUGGAAGAUCAAUAUUAAGGAUCCUAGACGAAAAUAUUUGAUGAAAUAGAAAAAAAUUUUGAAGCUUUUUUUGGGUUUGAUUUGCUUGUGUAGGGAACAUAUUACAAUAUCAUGUUUUUGCUUGUAAUUUUAUGUGUCGAUAACUCUUACCAUAUUAUAUGUACAAAUAUUAUCUUGCAGCAAACGAGUUAUGGUAUGAUCCAUUAUUCUUGAUCCCAAGUUACAAAAAUUGUAAUGAAAUAUUGACUUCAUGAUAACA
Gossypium raimondii (Peruvian cotton) is the source of this 2011-nucleotide messenger RNA. Its product is annotated as UDP-glucuronate:xylan alpha-glucuronosyltransferase 2. The coding region runs from base 50 to 1801 and encodes 583 amino acids. The record is from RefSeq and is a predicted model, not a curated record. Gene Ontology annotation, biological process: xylan biosynthetic process. Gene Ontology annotation, molecular function: glycosyltransferase activity. The transcript is spliced from 3 exons. NCBI's taxonomy places the organism in Eukaryota, Viridiplantae, Streptophyta, Magnoliopsida, Malvales, Malvaceae.